Racocetra persica is the source of this 515-nucleotide messenger RNA. The record is from the annotation of a GenBank genome assembly. Lineage: Eukaryota; Fungi; Glomeromycota; Glomeromycetes; Diversisporales; Gigasporaceae.
UUUACUGACUGAUCGUCUUAGCGAAUGUGGUUAUAAUAUUAAUAUUACCGAAGACUACCCUUCUAUCGACUCAAAACUUACAGAAAAUAAUAAAGGCAAAGAAUUACUUUUACAGGUACUUUCAAUCAAAAAAACUCUGAAUACAGAAAAAUAUUCAAUGAUCGCUAAUGCUCAGGUUCUGAGUGAUAUAGAAGCUUUGGAUAUUCAAAAAUGUUUAGAAAGAGAAGAGUAUAUAGACCUAGCCUAUAGACUUGCUUUGCAGAAUUACAAUCUCGCAUCUUUUUAUAGAAAGACCCCUGAAGAUAUAACUGAAGAUUUUGUAGAAAAAUAUUCCCAAAAAGAGAUGCAAAAUGCGUAUAGUGUAUUAGUUCAAGCUGUAAACCCUCUUGAUAACUUGCGUGAGAAUUAUAGAUUUAUAGUUAUUAGAAACUCACGAGAAAAAGCUUCUUGUGAUUCAUUAUUGCCAAAAGUUAUUGCUUUAGAGGAGAUUUUACAAGGGAUAGAUUAUUCUUCGG